Messenger RNA from Chroicocephalus ridibundus (black-headed gull), 3964 nucleotides. RefSeq names its product brain derived neurotrophic factor (gene BDNF). The record is from RefSeq and is a predicted model, not a curated record. Gene Ontology annotation, molecular function: nerve growth factor receptor binding; growth factor activity. The transcript has 2 exons. NCBI's taxonomy places the organism in Eukaryota, Metazoa, Chordata, Aves, Charadriiformes, Laridae. Gene Ontology annotation, biological process: memory; modulation of chemical synaptic transmission; neuron projection morphogenesis. Bases 312 to 1052 code for a protein of 246 amino acids. Gene Ontology annotation, cellular component: axon; synaptic vesicle; dendrite.
CAGCGCGGGGCGGCGCGGUGCCUGCGGCCGCCGCUGCCGCUGGCCGGAGGCGCCCGGGCGGGGGGCGAAGCGGCUCCGCGGAGAGACGCCGGGGCCGGGAGGCUCCCGUUGGGCGGCGGGGGUGGGGGAGCCGUCUCCGCUGCCCUCCCGCCCCUCAUAAAGCUUUGAUGAGAUACUUGAGCCGCCGCCUGUGUUGCUGGGGCGGCGGGAGGCGGCCGGUGGGACUGGGCGCCCGGGAGAGGAUGUGACUUCCCGGAGGGGACCCGGACAGGCUUUGUGUGGACGACGAGUUCCACCAAGUGAGAAGAGUGAUGACCAUCCUUUUCCUUACUAUGGUUAUCUCAUACUUCAGUUGCAUGAAAGCUGCCCCGAUGAAAGAAGCUAGUGUGAGAGGACAAGGCAGCUUGGCUUACCCAGGUCUUCGGACCCACGGGACUCUUGAGAGCCUAAAUGGGCCCAAUGCUGGUUCAAGAGGACUGACAUCGCUGGCGGACACUUUUGAACAUGUCAUAGAGGAGCUUCUAGAUGAGGACCAGGACAUCCAGCCCAGCGAGGAAAACAAGGAUGCAGAUUUGUACACAUCCCGAGUCAUGCUAAGCAGUCAAGUGCCUUUGGAACCCCCACUGCUCUUUCUCCUCGAGGAGUACAAAAACUACUUGGAUGCUGCAAACAUGUCCAUGAGGGUCCGGCGCCACUCUGACCCAGCUCGCCGCGGGGAACUGAGCGUAUGUGACAGCACGAGCGAGUGGGUGACGGCGGCAGAGAAAAAGACUGCAGUGGACAUGUCCGGGGCGACUGUCACAGUCCUGGAAAAAGUCCCGGUACCCAAAGGCCAACUGAAGCAAUACUUCUAUGAGACCAAAUGCAACCCCAAGGGGUACACAAAGGAGGGCUGCAGGGGCAUAGACAAGAGGCACUGGAACUCCCAGUGCCGAACUACCCAGUCUUACGUGAGAGCUCUCACCAUGGAUAGUAAAAAGAGAGUUGGCUGGCGCUUUAUAAGGAUAGACACUUCCUGUGUAUGUACAUUAACCAUUAAAAGGGGAAGAUAGUGGAUUCGUGUUACAUAGAUUAUAUUGAGACAAGAUUAUCUAUUUGUAUAUAUACAUAACAGGGUAAAUUAUUCAGUAAAAAAUAAUUUUAUGGACUGCAUGUAUAACUGAAGUUUAUACAGUACAGUGGUUCCACAAUCUAUUUAUUGAACAUAUCCAUGACCUGAAGGGGAACAAAAAGUCAUUUGCGCACAAGUUUAAAAAAAAAAAAAAAGGGAAAAAAAAAAAAGAAAAACAAGCAAACAAAAAAGUCUGCAUUACAUUCCUCGAUAACAUUGUGGUUUGUCGCCGUUGCCAAGAAUUGAAAAUAUAAAAAGUUUAAAAAAAAAAAAAGAAUAAAAUUGCAUGCUGCUUCAAUUGUGAAUUGAUGAUAAACUGUCCUCUUUCAGAAAAAUAAAUUGAACCAAAACAUUCCGUUUACAUUUUAGACAGUAAGUAUCUUUAUUCCUGUUAGUAUUAUAUCUGUUUACUGCUUUUAACUUCUGAUAGCGUUGGAAUUAAAACAAUGUCAAGGUGCUGUUGUCAUAGUUUUACUGUUUCUCUUUUACUUUUGAACUCCCAUCAGAUUGAAAAAGAAAAAAAAAAUCAUUACCUUAUUCUGGAUUAAAAACAAAUUUGUUUUUUUGUAUGUUGUGAAGGUGUUUGCAAUAGCAAUCCAACUACUGACAAAAAAUAAUAAAAAAAAAAAAAGAGGCAACUGAAAAAGAAUGGUGAUGUUCCACUUCACAUUGUUGAACUUCAGGCUUAAAGACAGCACUUAUUUAACCGUAUGGCAACAUGCUCUUUUGUGUUAUUUUUUUUUUAUUAUUAUUAUUUUUUUAUUUGCUGUCUUUUGAGACCUGCAUUUGCUUAUACCAUGUUUGUUUGUGUUUGGGGUUUUAUUUUCCCUUUCCUCCCUCUGGAAGGCUGUUGGUUGUGAUCUUUGAAGUGUUUCACUUACCAUACAACUGUAGCUUGUCAUAUAGAAAAUAUUCUAUAGAGUGUUGAGAGCGAUGAUUUUAAUGUAAUAAAAGACACUGUGCUUGGAAAAAUGUCUUGGUGAAGCACAACAGGAAUGUCACUAGAAAAAGUGUCUGGAAAGAUGCUAGUGGGUCUGCAAUCAGGUUUGUCAUGGGCCCGGGUAGCUCAGCCAAUUCAGGGACAGAUAGCAGUGUUUUGGGUUGACGGAGACUAUCCAAAUCAUAGUCGGCACCAAACGUGGUCCUGUGCAGCGUGAGAGAGAGUAAGAGCUUUGCCUUGUACCCUGAUGCCUGUGCCCUCCAGAGCACGUCUGGCAGCCCCAGGCCUGCAAAGUGUGGUGGGCAAACCGCGGCGGCAUCCCUGCCCCCGGGAGCCCUGCGCCAUCGCUGGGGAAGGAGGCAGAAGGAUGCCCUGCCUCUACCUGAAAGCAAUUAGCAUCUAUGUCCAUGUGGCUCUACCUCUGCUGUCAGCUUUAUUUUAUGAAACAAAUACUGGCAAAAAAAAAAAAAAAUACCCUUGAAGCAUAGAACAAGUGCUGGAGUAGCUGGCUUAGCCUUGCUGAGGUUCCGAUAGAUGUAUUUAGCCCCGUGCUACCCCUCUAACUCUCCCGACAGAAGUAUUUCUAAAAAGGCAGGUUGUAAGCCUGAGCGCUGUGUGUAGCACUUGCACUGACUACAGUGGGCAGAGAGGCAGAAAUAGCUCAUUAGUGAGCUCACUGAAGGCAGAUGCUAUAUUUGUAAUUCCUGGAGAGGAAGAAAAGUAGCUGAACGAAGAGGAAAAUACUGCAAAAUGUAACUGCUCCUGAGUGCUGCAGAAUCUGCAUUAGUCUGCCUUGCUGUUGAAGUUAAUUAAAAACCUGGAUUGGGCAAAGCUUGUUUGAAAUAUGAUCCGCCAUGAUAAUUCUCUUUGAAGAGCAGAUUUAACACUGAAUUUGUGUCAUGACUAGUAGAAAUGUAUGGUGGAAGCGAACAGAGACACAUUCAAAAUCAGUGAUUUCUUCUAUGUAGGGUAGAAGGGCUUCCCCUUCCCCAGGAUAACUGACUGUCAAAGGAGAACCUUCCCAGCUGUACAAUGAGACACUUUUGCACAGAAGAGAGGGUUGUGUGACCCACCUGAACUUCAAGCUUCCGCCUUCCCAAUCAAUUGCAGAUAUUCAGGCUCCCACAUAGAAAUCGGAAAUGGAAAAAAAAAAAUUACUGAAAUGUCUCAAAACUUCAACUGAAGCGUUCUUCACGCAAAUUAAAUAUUGGUGUGGUGGAGAAUUUCAUUCCACUGCGGCCAGUACCUGGAUGUGUAUUAUAAUUCUUUACGUUUAAUAACCCAAACUUGGCUCGGGAGCUUUUCUCAGCAAUAUUCCUCAACUACAGCAGAGAGGUGGUGUGGUGGUGGCUCCACUCAAAACCAGGGCGGGUUGCUUAGGAGGGGGAAAGGAUUACGCCAAGCAGUGAAUAACAAACAGAUCACUCAUCUAGACUGGAAACACGAAUUGAUAGCUGGGACGUGACAGUAAUCUAAUUCAGAUACAGGAACAAAAUAAUUCCCAGUUCAAAUAAAUUGAAUUUCCAAAAGAGAAGUGUUAAUGCAUAAAUCACGCUAGAAAUAAAGUUCCUCGUUUCCCAAAGUUAACGACGGUUAUUUCCUUACCUCGGAAACCCUCGCCUGGCAUAGGUAAAGGAGCCGCUGGUGUGGCGGCGUUAGACCAGUGGGCUGGCAGGUCAGAGGGGUAAAGGGCAGACUGUGGCGGCGGCGGGGGGAGUAAGGGAUGGAGCUGAUUCCCAAGGGAAGAACCGUGUCCUGGAACUCCAUCUGGAGUGAUGCUCCCCAUAAUGCGCCAGUUCUGUGCCUAUCGAUACAACGUGAAACCGGCAAUUAAACCGCAGUCCCACGGCUCUCACCUGCCUCACCUCGUACAGCCAGGAGCACAGGCUUAUCGGUUUCAAUUAAAACAGAGA